Molecule: messenger RNA, 267 nt
Organism: Arctia plantaginis
Lineage: Eukaryota; Metazoa; Arthropoda; Insecta; Lepidoptera; Erebidae
Source: the annotation of a GenBank genome assembly
AUGAUCAACGCCACCCAUUAUGUGGGCGCGAUAGAGCACGGUAACGAUGAGUGGCUGGAGGUGAAGAUUGAACAAGGUCCCGUACGCGGACAACUGGAUUCAGGUGGAGAACUGUGGACUUUUCUGAAUUUACCUUACGCCACGGCACCGACGGGCAGAAACCAAUUUAAGGCACCUCUUCCACCGCCCACAUGGACUGAAACAUAUGAAGCUAUCGAUAGAGGCGUCAAAUAUGGCAUAACUUUGUUAAAACAGGUGAGCCCGUAA